Fusarium sp. VM40 is the source of this 1464-nucleotide messenger RNA. The record is from the annotation of a GenBank genome assembly. NCBI's taxonomy places the organism in Eukaryota, Fungi, Ascomycota, Sordariomycetes, Hypocreales, Nectriaceae.
AUGUCCGGUCGCAAGACGCGAUCCCGCGGCGCUUGCGCCAAUUGCAAAGCGAGAAAGCGAAAGUGCGACCAGACUCGGCCAGCUUGCGUAGCCUGUCAGAGCCGCAAUCAGAUCUGCGACGGCUACCAAUUGAAGCUUCAAUGGGGUUUUGGAGUCGCUUCUCGCGGCCGAUUCGCUGGCUCGGCUGUGCCGACAUUGGAUGUUGGUCCUGAUUCCGAGCACGGAUCUACUGCGUCUAGUAACAGUCAGCCUGUGAACUAUUCUGUUGCUCGCUUCUUGAAUGAUCCACUCGAUGCAGACAAUAGGUUAUCGGCGGACUCGCCACCGCGGCUCUUCAAUACCAAUGAUAAUGCAUACGGCGAUGGAGCUGAGGUGGACGAGAAUGAUUACCUUCUUGCCGAAUUCUUAGAGACAGGCAUCUACAAACUAUUCGCAACCUCAGUAGACGACCGUUUCAUCCAAGAGCUACGCGAGGCUACCAAGCAAUCACCGGCGUUAGUCACCAUGUGCUGCGCCUUUCAACUCAUGUGGGAACACCCAGACACCGAAAGUUCUCAUAAAGAGUUCGAAAACGCAGUACGCAUUUUCCAAGACGAGCUUGAGCAGCGCAACGGCAUCAUUCAGGGCGGGACCCUGUGUGCAGGAUCAAUCCUCUGCACCCUCUCGAUGAUACGGGGUCUACCAUGGACAAAUCAGCUUCACUGUAUGACAGACCUUUACACUUUGAAUGCCAGCCGCUGUUCUGUUGAUCUGGUACCUGAUGCCUUCACAAUUCAUGGGCUUCGGGUUAUUGGUGUCAUGGAUCUCCCCGGUCUUGUAUUUGGCAGAAGAACGCCAAUCAUUGGACUCUGGAGGCGCUUGCGAGAAGCUGAGUUGGCAUCUCCCAACGGCUUGGCGGGUGGUGUAGACACACUCACCGGCAUGCCUCGCUCACUCCUAGACAUUCUAGCCUAUACAGAUCAUCGCACAGCGCAGUUUGCCCUAUGGAAUUGGCACGGCGAGAUGGGAGAUUCCUUGCAAGCACAGUUGUGGGAUGCAUGGAGAUAUGCAGGAAUUCUUUACAGAAACCGAAUUAUAUAUAAAGAACAAUCCCUCGGUGGGAACAUUUCCAAGCAGGUAACAGCCGAAGGAUUACCCAGCACAAAGUAUCUGAUUUGGCGCCUCAUAGCCAGUCUCGAUGUCCUCAGGCUGGCUCUUGACCACCCCACUUCCAAGGGUGUUCUUUAUGGGAACUCGGGCUUUUGGCCUUAUAUCACGGCUCGGUGUGAGUUUGAGCUCUUGAGAGAAAACCCAGAGCUAAAGGUGAAGCUUGAUGGGCUGUAUACUACUCUGAUAUGCGUCUACAAACCGAAGCAAGGAGAGUUUGCGCAGGCAAAGAUCCAAGAAGCCUGGGAUAGAGGAGACACUACGUUUGAUCUUGACGGGGUGAUGUAUGGAAUGAACAUAGAGUUGCCAGGCUUUUGA